Molecule: messenger RNA, 1515 nt
Organism: Salvia miltiorrhiza (redroot sage)
Lineage: Eukaryota; Viridiplantae; Streptophyta; Magnoliopsida; Lamiales; Lamiaceae
Product: peroxidase 49-like
Exons: 4
Coding region: 336-1334 (332 amino acids)
Biological process (GO): hydrogen peroxide catabolic process; response to oxidative stress
Molecular function (GO): heme binding; peroxidase activity
Source: RefSeq, a predicted model, not a curated record
UUCGUGUCCAAAAGUUAAGAAUAAAUUAACCAUACGAAUUCUGAGAUAAAAGUAUUGUAACAUUUGUAAGCUUCGAAACCCCAUGAUCUUUUCUACGUUAAGCAAGCCGAAAUAGAUACGCCAUUCCAAUUUGUAAUCCCUAAUAUCAAUUUUCACAACACAGAAAGAAAAAAAAAAAAAAAAAAAAAAAAAAAAACACUGGAAACUAAUCCGACCAACUUCUGUACUCUUACUCCCUCCAAAUCUCUAUAAAUAGUUGGAUCAUACACACUCUUCUAAAACACACUCCAAAUCUCUUCGUUUCACUGUAAUUAAUCUGUUUUCAGCAGUUAACAAUGGCUGCCAAGUCCACCAACUUGAUGAUUGUCUCCAUCCUGUUUACCUCUGUAACUCUUUGCUUCUCGCAGAGUAGCAACGGAGGCUUCCUUUCCCCACAGUUCUACGCCCGCUCGUGCCCACAAGCACAGCAAAUAGUAAACUCCGUCGUCACCAAGGCCGUCGCAAGAGAGCCUCGUAUGGCUGCUUCGCUUCUCAGGCUUCAUUUCCACGACUGCUUCGUCCAGGGCUGCGAUGCAUCGCUGCUUUUGGACACCGGCAAUGGCAUAAUCAGUGAAAAGGGAGCUGUUCCUAACAACAACUCCGCUCGUGGAUUCUACGUUGUCGAUGAGAUCAAAUCCGCGGUCGAGAAAGCUUGCCCUCAAACAGUUUCAUGUGCUGACAUCCUAGCUCUUGCUGCUAGAGACUCCACUGUUCUCGCUGGAGGGCCUAGCUGGGAGGUUCUGUUGGGAAGGAGAGAUUCAAGAAAUGCGAGUUUCAACGGCGCCAACAACAACAUUCCUGCUCCCAACAACACAUUCCAGACCAUCCUCUCCUCCUACACUCAAGUAGGCCUCGACAUAGUUGAUCUCGUAGCACUAUCCGGCAGCCACACCAUAGGAUUUGCAAGGUGCACGAGCUUCAAGCAGAGGCUGUACAACCAAUCAGGAAACGGGCAGCCAGAUUUCAGUCUAGAUCAGUCGUAUGCAGCUCGGCUGCGCACGGGAUGCCCCCGGUCUGGCGGUGAUCAGAAUCUGUUUGCGAUGGACUUCAUCAGCCCUGCAAAGUUCGACAACAGCUACUUCAAGAACAUACUCAACUCCAAGGCGAUGUUGAACUCCGAUCAAGUCCUGGCUACGAGGAAUAGAAUGACGUUGGGGCUGGUACAGAAAUAUGCUGCAAACAAUCAGGUUUUCUUUCAGCAGUUCGCCAAGUCUAUGGUGAAGAUGGGAAAUAUAUCUCCACUUACAGGUUCGAGGGGAGAGAUUCGGAAGAACUGCAGAGCUAUAAAUACUUAGAAUCCGGCUUCACUUAUCCUUGCAUACAAGCAAUAAAAACCAUGUAUCCUUCCUUUCUUUCUAUCUUUCCCUUGUAUUCGGCUUUCCUUUAUGUUUGUUAUAUUUCAUAGGGAAGCUUCGUUGUAUAACAUCUCUUCACCUCUACUCGAAUAAUAUAUAGACUUCUUUCUCUUCUUCAUCA